Messenger RNA from Coccidioides posadasii C735 delta SOWgp, 3596 nucleotides. It is a transcript of the gene NST1, whose product is annotated as Stress response protein nst1. The record is from RefSeq and is a predicted model, not a curated record. NCBI's taxonomy places the organism in Eukaryota, Fungi, Ascomycota, Eurotiomycetes, Onygenales, Onygenaceae.
CGAAUCGUCCACGAACCCGCGAAUCAGCCAGCGCUGUCGGCCUUUCACCCACCAAACCGACUCCUCGAGCCUCUGAAAAGAUUGCCCUGCGGCAUUCUACAGCGACUGACGGGCUGUACUCCGCCGAUUUCCCGCCGCCAAUUCCGCCUGCUCCCUACCAAUCUCUCUCAUCACCACCUCUAUCAUUUUGUCCCAAGAAUAGCGUUUUGCUGCUGUGUACGCCUAAUUACCAAACCUAAUCUGCAGUGCUAGUUCUCGCCUUCCCUCUAUCUGCCUCCCGAUCGACGCGAGCCUCGAGGGCAAGACGCGUUCUCACUCUUCCGCCCUGGCCCUGUCGUUCCCCUCCCCCGUCACCCGAUCCCCCACAGGCGCUCUUACUUUUCGGCCGGCGAGUCGACCAAGGCGCUUGGUGAUAUAGCAACAUGCCAUCCAACUCCAAACGUUCGAUGGCACCGCCAACCAAUGUACCGAAGCAGAUCUCUGCGACUAGCACAUCUAAAAAAGCUCCGACCAAGCCUACAACACAAAAUUCAAUCGCCGGUGCGAAAUCGACCGGAUCCCCAGAGACCCGCACUAGCUCCCCAGAGCAUAUGGAGAGUCCCGAAACGCCAACCGCCACGACGACCGUGAACCGGAAGAAGCAGAAGAGACGGCAGAAGCAGGCUGCCCGCCUCGCUGCGGAGCGACAGUCCAGUAACAUGCCGGCACAGAAUGGUGACGGUGGCCAUGACAUCGUUGCGGACUUUAGUCGAGCAGCGACGCAAGGACAGCACGCGGCCUUUGACAAUGAUGAUUUGGACUAUACAGAUGAUGAGACUCAUUAUUCUACACAGGGCCAACGUGGACUUCAGCACGAUAAAAACGGUGUGCUCCAUCAAUCUCAAGAGCCCUCCAAGCGAAAAGGCAAAAAGAAGAAAAAUAGAAAGAGCCGUUCUCAGUCUCAUCAAGCCGAGGGGAGCUCUACGUCCAUGUCUACCCCGUCCGCGUCGCUCGCCCGCCCUGUCACCCUGCCACCUUUGUCCAGUUCCGCAUACCGAUCUGCACACAAAGUGACCAAAGACCGCAUCUGGAAUACAUCGACCCACGAAGAACGGGAACGAAUCAAAGAGUUCUGGCUUCAACUCGGUGAGGAGGAGCGCCGAUCGUUGGUCAAAGUAGAAAAGGAAGCUGUAUUGCGAAAAAUGAAGGAACAACAGAAGCAUUCCUGUAGUUGUACAGUUUGUGGGAGAAAACGAACCGCAAUUGAGGAGGAACUAGAGGUCCUUUAUGAUGCAUACUAUGAAGAGCUUGAGCAAUAUGCGAACCAUAAACAAGGAUCGUUCGAAAAUGGUGCGCCCAUUGGAGCACCCCCGCGGCUAUACCAACCCCCUCUUCGAACUCUUGAUCGACAUUCUCAUCAUCCCGUUGCCCAACAUCCGUCGAGAGGUAGAGUCCAAGAACUCCCUGACGACGAUGAAGACUUAGAUGAUGAUUACGAUGAGGACGAUGAGGAUGAUGAGCCGUAUAGCGAGGAUGAAUUGGAGGAUGCAGCCAGAACAACGCGCGCCGAUUUCUUCGCAUUUGGGAAUAGCUUAACUGUGAAAGAUGGAAUUCUUACAGUAGCUGAUGACCUUCUCAAAAAUGACGGGAAGCAUUUUAUUGAUAUGAUGGAGCAAUUAGCUGAGCGGCGAAUGCAACGUGAAGAAGACACGCAGUAUGCAGCUGCAUCCGCAGCCCAUCAGUCCAUGCAUGCAGGUCAUAAUCAUGGUCCACCCUUGGAUGAAGAAGAAUAUGAUGAUGAAGAAGAGGAAGAUUAUGAUAGUCAAGAUGAUGAAGAAUAUGAGGAAGAUGAAAUGGAUGCAAUGACAGAGGAACAACGGAUGGAAGAAGGAAGGAGAAUGUUUCAAAUAUUUGCAGCACGAAUGUUUGAACAACGAGUCCUGACGGCGUAUAGAGAGAAGAUUGCUCGUGAACGUCAAGAGCGGCUCAUCGAAGAAUUAGAAGAAGAGAAUCGGCUUGAUGUGGAACGUGAGGCAAAGAAAGCCCGCGAGGCUCAAAAAAGAAAAGACAAGAAGAAACUCCAGAAGCAAGCCAAAGAAGAGGAGAGAGCAAAACGGGAGGCCGAGCGAGCUGCAGAGGAAGCUGCCCAAAAGGCGUUAGAGGAGAAGCGACUAGAGGAGCAGCGGCGGAAGAAGGAAGAGCAACGAAAGAAACGUGAGGCUGAAAAGAAAGCUCAAGAGGAAGAACGACAACGGAAAGAAGCGGAACGACAAAAGCGACUUAAAGAAGAGCGUGAACGUCAGGCCGAGUUCGAACGAAAGCAGCGGGAGCAGAAAGAGCGGGAGAAGAAGAAGCGCGAGGAAGCGAAAAAGAGAGAACGAGAAGAGAAAGAGGCCAAAGAAAGGGAGUUACGCGAAAAGAAGAUCAAGGAAGAGCGCGAACGAAGGGAACGAGAAGAAAAAGCCAGGCAAGAAAAGGAGGCUGCUGCCAAAGCCGAACGUGAAAGCAGAGAGAAAGCUAAGCGUGAGGAGCAAGCUGCGCAGCAAGCGGCUGCCCAAGCAGCCGCAGUUCAGGCCGCCAAACGUGCUUCUCAGUCUGGCCCGACGCAUCUUCCUCCAGGACUACAACACCCCCAGGGUCCGUCAGCUCUUCAAUCUCCACAUUUCCAAGUCGCCACCCCGGUUGUUCCAAAGGCUCCUACACCAAUACGUCCACGACAGCCUUCGCAGCAAGGUUCUCACGCGUCAUCUCCGCGGUCCCAACCUGCACACGUGGAUAUCUCGCAGACUUCCUCUUUAUCACCUGGAUCAGUAAGCACUACGAUACCGGGAAAAGGAGUAUCUCAGGCCCCGCUCCUCCAUCAUCCACAGCCGUCUGCUCCGCUCUCUCCAUUAGGUGGCGUUGGCCGUGGUUCUCAUACGCUCAGUUUCAGCCCUAUGCAAUCAUUGAAUGGGUUGCCUACUAAUCCCGGUACAAUUCCAGCGAUGGGACCUCGCAUGCCUAUGGCCCAUGACAUGUCGAUGUACACAAAUCACUCUGGGCCUCUUGGAGGACAAUAUCGUGGGUUUGCCUCUCCAGACAGUAUCCCUCUCCCUCCAGGAAUCACAGGACCACGACAUCUUGGUCAAGGUCGUGGAUUUCAAAUGGAAGUAGGGCAUACAUCCCUCCCGUUCCAUCCACAACCCAAUGCAGCUGGCCCGAUAUCUGCAGCGGCCCCACAAUCGUCACAAAACUCUGGAGCUUCCUUGACACAUACUAGACAGCCCUCUAUAUCCUUUGAAAGAAACCAGCAUGAAACCCAACCUCAAAGCCAACCCAUUUCCCGACCAGCUCCUAUUCAACGACCCGCUAGUACAGUGCCACAUGACCAGCAUAAAGAUGAAUCGAAAACGAACCAACAAGAGAUUGAUGAGCUCAGCACUCAAUUGGGUAGCAGUGCAUUGCUUGAUGACAGUGACAUCCCUCUCACAGCACCCCCAUCACAACCCCUGUCUUCGGCCCUCCCGCCGGGUCUUCCUGGCGCUGGAAGAAUCGGAUUUGCAGGCCCGUCGUUAUUCUCUGAUCACCUUGGUUGUAAGUUAAGAUUUUCCCCAUAUCAUAGUAGCGUUUUGCACUAA